ACAUCCAAGAAGCAAGAGCAUUGACCAGAGGCUUACAUCACAUGUGGGUCUUGCCUAAUAAAACAAAGAAGUGGAAAGAAUAGGAGUGCUUUAUAUUAAGUUAAAGAGAGUUUACAAGAAUAUAUGAAUCUGAGAGAUAACUCUUUGGAGAAUACAAAAAAUCGUGGAGCAUAUCUAGAGAUAGCAAAGGGGUGGCCAUGGAUGUUAUUAUUUCAAUUGCUGCUAAAUUUGCUGAAAUUAUGGUUGCACCUAUUGGACGUCAAUUUCGUUACAUACUCUACUACAAGGACUACCUUAAAAAGAUGAAAACUGAUGUCCAAAAGCUGGAGGGAAUAAAAAACAGUGUGCAACACACUGUUGAUGAGGCUAGAAGGAACGGAGAAGAGAUUGAAAAUGUUGUCCAAAAUUGGAUGAGCAAAGUGGACAACACUUUUGCGGAGGCAAAUAAACUAAUUGACAAUGAAGACCUUGCAAUAGGUCAACGUUCUAUGCGAAACUUUCCCAAUCUGUGCACAAGGCAUCAGCUGAGCAAGAAGAUUAAAAAGAUGAUACAAAAGAUUUCUGAAGUCAUAGUAGAAGGAAAAUUUGACAGAAUAUCUUACCGUGCUUCUUUGCAAGUAACAAUCACACCAUUCGGUAGAGGUUAUGAGGCCCUGCACUCAAGAACAUCAAUGCUGAAUGAGAUUAUGCUUGCAUUGAAGGAUGCUAACAUCUUCAUCAUUGGUGUGUAUGGGAUGGGUGGAGUGGGGAAAACGACAUUAGUGAAAGAAUUAGCUUGGCAAGCUGAGAAUGAUGAGUCAUUUAGUGCUGUAGUUAUGGCUACUAUAACUGAUUCUCCAGAUGGGAUAGAAAUUCAAGGCCAAAUUGCUGAUGCCUUGGAUCUGAAAUUUAACAAGGAGACCAAAGAAGGAAGAGCAAGAGAAUUGCGUGAAAGGAUAACCAAGGAGAAGAGUAUUCUUGUUGUGCUAGAUGACAUUUGGAGGAAAAUUGAAUUGACAGAACUGGGGGUUCCAUUUGGUAAUGAUCAUAAAGGAUGUAAGGUGGUGGUGACAUCUAGAGAUCUAAAUUUGUUACUUGAAGUUUUAAAUGAGGAGGAUAGUUGGCAAUUGUUUAAGAAAAUGGCAGGUGAUGUUGUUCAAGAUUUCAAUAUAAAACCAAUUGCAGUAGAAGUGGCCAGACGUUGUGCUGGUUUUCCGCUUUUGAUUGUUACUGUGGCAAAGGCUUUGAGGAAGAAAAAAAUCUUUGAUUGGAAAAGCACGUUAAAUGAGUUAGAGAGAUUUGAUCAAGAAGGGCUGCAUAAGAAAAUAUAUUCUGCUUUGGAAUUGAGUUAUAAUUGCCUAGAAAGUGAUGAGCUAAAGUCACUGUUCUUAUUCAUAGGUUCGUUUGGACUAGAUUACCUCCACACCGGAGAACUGUUUUCAAGCUAUUGGGGGAUGGGCUUAUAUAGACACUCUCACACAUUGACAGAUGCAAGAACCAGAUACUGCAAAUUAAUAAAUGACCUAAAGGCUUGCUCACUGUUACUUGAGUCUGAAGCUGAACUAAUUAGAAUUCAUGAUGUUGUUAGAGAUGUGGCCAAAUCAAUCGCAUCUAGGACUCGACCAACCUAUGGUGUGCAAAGGUUCGCUUUGAUAAAACAGUGGCCAGAGAUAGAUCAGCUCCAAAAAUGCCAUCAGAUCAGUCUGCAUUGGUCUUAUAUUUACAAUCUUCCUGAGAAGAUGGAGUGCCCAGAGUUGACUCUACUUAUACUUGAAAAUAUAGGUGAGUAUUUAAAAAUCUCCGAUGACUUCUUCUCUGGGAUGAGAGAGCUAUCGGUCGUUAGUUUAUAUGGAAUGAUGUUUGCUCCUUCUCCACCACCAUCUCUUCGUAUCUUGACAAAAAUCCAAACGCUGGAGCUGGCUGGAUGUGUGUUAGAAGACAUAUCAAUAGUUGCAGAGCUGAAGAGUUUAGAGAUUCUCAACCUUGAAAGAUCUGAUAUUAAAGAACUCCCCCAAGAAAUAGGACAACUAACUAAUCUUCGAAUGCUGAAUUUAGCCAAUUGCUCUGGGCUGAGAUUCAUUCCUGCAAACCUUAUUUCGAGCUUAACAUGCUUGGAAGAGUUAUACAUGGGGAAUUGCUUUAUCAAGUGGAAUAUAAAGGGAAGCAAAGAUCAAAGUAAUCAUGCAAGUCUAGAAGAGAUUUGGAAUUUGUCACAUCUAACAUCAUUAGACAUAAUGAUUCAGGAUGCUUCAAUUUGGCCGAGGGAUUUGCAGGUCUUUGAAAAGCUUGAUAGAUACAACAUAUUUAUUGGUGAUAUGUGGAAAUGGUCUUUGGAAUGGUCUGGAUGUGCUUCUGAAUCUUCAAGAAUACUUAAGCUCGCGGACAGUAGGAGUUCAAACAUUCUUUCUGAUCAUGGGUCUACCUUCUUGUUAAAUUCAGCAGAGGACAUGUGCCUUGCCAAAAUUCAAUGUGUUAGAAAUGUCCUUUAUGAACUGAAUAGGGAAGGUUUUCCACAAUUAAAGCAUUUGCGCAUUCAAGAUAGUACUGAUCUAAAGCACAUCAUUAACUCAAUUGACUGGAUUCAUCCUUAUCCUGCUUUACCCAACUUAGAGAGUUUAGCUCUUCAAAAUCUAUUUAAUCUUGAAGAAAUAUGUCAUGGCCCAAUUCCAAUUCAAUCUUUUACCGAACUAAAAUCUUUUGAAGUCAAAGGCUGUGACAAGUUGAAGAAUCUUUUAUGGUACUCUUUGGUUAGAAACCUUCCUCGCCUUCUCGAAAUAAAAAUUUCUGAUUGCAAAAUGAUUACAGAAAUCAUAGCUGAGCAAACAUAUGAUGCUGAUAAAGAAAUCGAUAAGAUUAUGUUCCAUAAGUUGCGUUCUAUUGUACUUGAGAACUUGCCUAGUCUCAUUAGUUUCUGUUCCAUGUUAUUGACAGUUGAUAUCAAAAAGUGUGGUGAAGAUUAUCAAGGUACACAAUGCUUACCUGUGGCCCUAAUGGAUGAAAAGGUUGUGAUGCCCCACCUUGAACUCUUGAAGCUGUCUAAGAUCAAUUCUAGGAAACUGUGGGAUGACAAACUUUCGGGGCAUUCUUGCAUUCAAAACUUGAGGAGUUUGACAAUUGACAAAUGUGGUAGCAUAGCCUAUGCAUUCUCAUCCUCAAUGGCUGGAGAGCUUGUAAACCUGCAGCAUCUUGAGAUUAGUAAUUGCCAAAUGUUGGAGCAGAUAAUUGUCUCAGAUGGAAAGUUUGACAAUCUUCCUUUAUCUCAGGAACCAUUCUAUAAUGAUGUGGGCAUCUAUUAA
Messenger RNA from Medicago truncatula (barrel medic), 3275 nucleotides. Its product is annotated as probable disease resistance protein At4g27220. The record is from RefSeq and is a predicted model, not a curated record. Bases 198 to 3275 code for a protein of 1025 amino acids. The transcript has 4 exons. Lineage: Eukaryota; Viridiplantae; Streptophyta; Magnoliopsida; Fabales; Fabaceae. Gene Ontology annotation, molecular function: ADP binding.